AUGAGCUCGCCCUUCUACAAGUACCCCAUCAGCAACAUGCGGAUGUGGGUCAACCGCUUCCGCGAGAGGAACUCCACGCCGGUGGUGGCCAUGACCGGGCUUCUGGCGGCCGGCGGCGUGUACUUCAUCCUGCGCAAGCUCUUCACCGGUCCGCAGGUGACUCCGCCCCCGAGGCAGAUCCACCAGCGCCGCACGGUCAUGGAGCAGAUCCCGCCGGAGGCCCUGUCCGAGUCCUCGACGAUCAUGCCGCCGGCGGGCGAGCGGUUUAAUGCGCCGGUCAAGAUGUGA
Molecule: messenger RNA, 288 nt
Organism: Fonticula alba
Lineage: Eukaryota; Rotosphaerida; Fonticulaceae
Exons: 1
Coding region: 1-288 (95 amino acids)
Source: RefSeq, a predicted model, not a curated record